Trifolium pratense (red clover) is the source of this 2040-nucleotide messenger RNA. RefSeq names its product probable serine/threonine-protein kinase PBL9. The transcript is spliced from 7 exons. The record is from RefSeq and is a predicted model, not a curated record. Gene Ontology annotation, molecular function: ATP binding; protein kinase activity. NCBI's taxonomy places the organism in Eukaryota, Viridiplantae, Streptophyta, Magnoliopsida, Fabales, Fabaceae. Gene Ontology annotation, biological process: protein phosphorylation. Bases 233 to 1462 code for a protein of 409 amino acids.
AGACUCGUUAACUGCUUGAACUCGAUGUAAUUAAUUGUGUUAUCUUGAAGAAGGGUCCGUUCUACUAUUUGAUUUCAUGAAUGAGUGUCACUAUGAUGUGAGUCUGUCACCAUAACAUACCCACCUUCCUUGUUCCUUUCCAACUCUUUCUAAUCCCACCUUUUCAAUUACUUACCCCAAAAACAAGUUGUCUAUUGCAUAUAGCUGUCUUGAGGGAACAAGGCUCUACAACAUGGGAGUUUGUUUGAGUGCUCAAAUCAAAGCUGAAAGUCCUUAUAACACUGGGUUAAAUUCAAAGAACUCUAAUUCAGCUGGAAAUGAUCUGAGCAGUACAAAUAGUAAGGUUUCAACUGGAUCAGUACCUCAGACUCCUCGAAGCGAGGGUGAGAUCUUGAAAUCAACCAAUGUAAAGAGCUAUACCUUAGCAGAACUUAAGUCGGCCACUAGAAAUUUUCGUCCGGAUAGUGUGUUAGGAGAAGGUGGUUUUGGAUCAGUUUUUAAGGGAUGGAUUGAUGAGAAUUCAUUGGCACCUGCUAAACCUGGUACUGGCAUUGUUAUUGCUGUUAAAAGACUUAAUCAAGAAAGCUUCCAGGGUCACAGGGAGUGGUUGGCUGAAGUCAACUAUCUUGGACAGUUUUCUCAUCCUCAUUUGGUGAGAUUGAUUGGUUAUUGUCUUGAAGAUGAACACCGCCUUCUCGUCUAUGAGUUUAUGCCCCGUGGAAGUUUGGAGAACCACUUGUUCAGGAGAGGCUCGUAUUUUCAACCUCUUUCUUGGAGCCUCCGUCUGAAGGUUGCCCUUGAUGCUGCAAAAGGGCUUGCAUUUCUGCACAGCUCUGAAACGAAAGUGAUAUAUAGAGACUUUAAGACUUCAAAUAUCUUGUUGGAUUCUGAUUAUAACGCAAAGCUUUCUGAUUUCGGGUUGGCAAAGGAUGGUCCAACAGGUGACAAAAGCCAUGUCUCUACCCGAGUAAUGGGAACCUAUGGGUACGCGGCUCCUGAAUAUCUAGCCACAGGUCAUCUUACUACUAAGAGCGAUGUUUAUAGUUACGGAGUUGUCCUGCUGGAAAUGUUAUCUGGUAAGAGGGCAGUUGACAAGAAUAGACCAUCUGGACAACACAGCUUGGUGGAAUGGGCUAAACCGUAUCUCGCUAACAAACGUAAGGUUUUCAGUGUGUUAGACAGCCGACUCGAAGGACAGUAUUCAUCAGAUGAGUCCUACAGGGUAGCCACACUUGCUCUGCGAUGCCUAUCAACAGAAUCCAAGUACAGGCCCAACAUGGAUGAAGUUGUUAGAAUAUUGGAGCAGCUCAAGGUUCCUAAUGUGAAUGUAGGCAAUCAAAGGCGUUAUCGGAGAAAAAGUGCUGAUGAUGUUACCCAUGCAAGGACUCACAAAAAAUCUUGUGCGAGUGCGAGAGCUCACACAUCUUAUCCCCGUCCUUCAGCAUCUCCUCUCUAUGCUUGAAAUUGAAGAUCCGCAACCUUCAAACUUGGCAGAACUGAAUGUCCUGUGGCCAGACCAGGGAAAGCACCGUGCAUCAUUUGCUGGCGAUCUUGUUCAUUAAUACAUGCACCUCUUUAGCUAAUAGACUGUACAUAUCAUAUUUGCGCUAAUAUAUUCAGAACCAAGCUUCUCUUAACAUUUCCUGGUGAGAUUUGCUAAUGUUCAACAAUUAAUAUUGAGUGUAUUCUGAGCUAUGUAGCACCGACACUUCACAUUAAAGGCUGUCUGAGAGAUGUCAAGUGUUUAACAUGACACCAACAUAUGUGUGGUUACAUUUACUUUUUCAAUCUUCUCAAAUUAUUGUCAGUAUCAACAUGUCAAUACUGACAACAAUUUGACAUGUCAAUGUUGUGUCCAUGUAUAUGUAUGUGUCUGUGUCAACGCUUCAUAGAUUUUGUUUGAGUUCUAUCAAAUGUUUGUAACUGCUAAAAGUAGUUGGGAACGGAAGAGAAGGUACUUUUGUAUAAUUGCUAUGGUUAGCUCAUUUUUUGUUAUAGUAUUUAUUGGGCUGGUGUGGUUUUUCCUAAUCUAUUUUGUAA